UUACUCAGACGACGAUGGCUAGCAACUGAAGAAUCUACCAGAUCGAAGAGCUGGUAGAUGGAGCAAAACAACUUAGCACCCGCACCAGUGCGGGUGUGCGGGGAGGCCACUCCUCCUCUCAAAACUAUGCCAGAUUCUUGUGCUGUGGAAGGAUGUGGUAAAACGCGGUGUGCGGAUUCACUUGCUGAUGAAAAUUUGACAUUCUUCAAAAUCAACAACAAACAUCGAGAAGCGACAAGGGAACAUUGGAUCCAAUUUUGCCAUAAGCCACCGAACUGGCUUCCCAAUACCGCCGCAAGCAUAUGCAGCCGCCACUUUCGACCCGAAUUUGUUAUUCCCGGAUCGAAACGCUGUGGACUGCUUUUAAAGAAUGGAGCCGUUCCAACGGAAAAUAGUUAUGAUCCGAAUACCAACAAUGUCAAGCGCAGUAGAAGGACGCCUCGAAAGGGGGCUGAGGCGUGCGAUGUCGAAGCCAAGAGUGGACAGCAAUCCACUCCACCGAUGCUUUCUAGUUACGGUUGCGAAGAAGCCAGCUUAGCGUGUCAUCACGGUAGCGAUGUGACCAUCCGUGAUGUGCAGAUUGCACUGCCAUUCAUGGCGCUUCCCGUUGGAUGGAGUACGGCGUGUCACGUUGGCGAUCAGGGCAGGAUCCGAUUUUAUUUAGUUGAUCUGGAAACGGAGGAACCUAUAAAAACGUUGGCGGUGUUGGGAGACGAUAGCAUGAAGAUCCGCGUUGUUGUCCGCGGAAGACAGUACACCGGAAACCGAUUCCCGAGUUUUGUGAAGAGCGUCGAACAUCUGGCUGUCACGCUGAAGAGUUUGGACCAGGCGCCUAUGUGCUCCGUUAUGCCAGUGUACCCGAGUGCGAACUGCUGGUGCCCGCGGAAUUCUCUGCACGAGCGACGUUCUGCAGGGUCUGUCGGCUGCGGCGACAUGCGGAAAGUCAGCUUAGGAAUCGCGAAAAGAGGCGUAGAGAGAAAUUACUUGAAAAAGCCGCUGCUCGUGUACUCCGGCAACCCGCACGCAAGAAAAAGAAGGUAACAAUCUUAGCGGAAAGCGAAGAUGUCGCAGAUAAUGUGACUUGUGAAGAAAAUAUCACAGAUAAUCUGACUUGUGACGAAUACAUGUAAUCAGUUUGCUCACUUUCGAUUUUUCUCUGCUCAUUCUGCGAAUAUCGCACAUGUGGCAUCUUUGCCAUAAUAAAUGUUAGCCAAUUAGUGGUCAGUUACUUACUACACUCUGUAUGUCCUGGUGCUACUCCACCUAUUUUCAUGGAUUAUGAUCUCUAAAUCAAAACAAAGUAUGUAAAUAAAACCAUGGGAAUAUGAUAGCGAUGCUAGUUUUUAGGUAACGUUAUGAGUGAGAAAUAGUGGUAAGAAUGUGCACGGGUUUACUAUAAUCGACUCAGAUUUAAUAAUUAUAUUAUACAGUACUUUAUUAAAAACACUAAAGUGACAUUUCCUACGGAAAUAGCUCCGUCAGGCCUGGAUGGGAAAGGGAAAUAAUCGGGAUAAACGGGAAC
Molecule: messenger RNA, 1522 nt
Organism: Paramacrobiotus metropolitanus
Lineage: Eukaryota; Metazoa; Tardigrada; Eutardigrada; Parachela; Macrobiotidae
Exons: 2
Coding region: 58-1041 (327 amino acids)
Molecular function (GO): sequence-specific DNA binding
Source: RefSeq, a predicted model, not a curated record